UAUUCUUCUGAAAGUGUUGUAGACUGAAAAAUUUCAAUAGAUGCAGGUCAUAGAGUUUUAAACGAUUGUUGUUCAUAAAAUGCUGGAAAGGGGUAUCAGAUGAUACGAAAUGAAUUGAAUACAUCGAAACGAUUUGUGCGCAUUGCCUACAUCGCUUUUACAAGAGCACCAAUCUCACUGAAAAAUGAAAAUGCAUCCGUUUUACUCAUUUUGACAGUUGUUCAGAAUUUUGCGUGACUUGUUAUUGGAUUGUUGAUGUUGUGAGUGUGACAGAACUGACGCCGGUUGUUUAUUUACACUCGAGAGUGUUUUAUAUUGUAUCUUUUGGAAUUAUUGUUCACCUAAUGACUGAAACAUGGAUAUUUAUUUCUAAUUGAUGAGUUUUGAAAUCUCAUAUUGAUUAUAGGGUCUGUCUGACUUCCAGGCCUUCAGCAUGGUGGAUAUUCGCAGCAAUCCCAUGGACACCUCCCUUCCCAUCACAGAGAGUGGAAUCGUCAUCAAUGACUAUGAACCACACUAUGAAAUUCACAAGAAGCGAACUAAAAGUGUGAAUCGUUCCAAGAAAAUACAGUGCAGAGUUAGGAUGCUGGAUGGAACAGAUUUUGAGAGCGACCUCGAUAGAACUUCCAGAGGUUUGGAGUUAGCUUUACUAAUUGCAGACCAUUUGAAUUUAUUAGAAAAAGACUAUUUUGGAAUAACAUUUCGGGAUCCGGAUGGAAGUAGGAAUUGGUUGAAUUAUGAAAAAAGAAUUUCAAAGCAAGUCAGAGGAGGUCCUUGGGAAUUUAGCUUUGAAGUUAAAUUUUAUCCACCAGAUCCUUCUCAAUUGCAAGAAGACAUAACUAGGUACCUAUUGUGUUUGCAACUUCGGAAUGAUAUUCUGUCUGGAAAACUUCCAUGUUCAUUUAUAACUUACGCACUCCUAGGAUCCUAUCUCGUGCAAUCAGAGCUCGGAGACUACGACCCUGAAGAACACGCAGACAACUACCUGUCCGAUUUUCGCUUUGCCCCCAAUCAAACUCCAGAGCUCGAGGAAAAAGUUGCUGUUCUCCAUCGACAGCACAGGGGACAAACUCCAGCUGAGUCAGAAUUACAUUAUUUAGAAAAUGCCAAAAAACUAGCCAUGUACGGAGUGGAUCUUCACGAUGCUAAAGAUUCUGAAGGUGUAGAAAUUAUGUUAGGUGUCUGUGCUUCGGGAUUACUUGUGUUCAGGGAUCGGCUGAGAAUCAAUCGAUUCGCUUGGCCUAAGAUACUGAAAAUUUCAUACAAACGUAACAAUUUCUACAUCAAAAUUCGUCCUGGUGAGUUUGAGCAGUUUGAAAGUACUAUUGGUUUUAAACUUCCCAGUCAUCGUGCUUCAAAAAGACUUUGGAAAGUUUGUGUUGAACAUCACACUUUCUUCAGGUUGAUGAUGCCAGAACCACCUCCUAAACCUAACCUGUUCUUACCUCGCUUUGGGUCCAAAUUCAGAUAUUCUGGUCGUACACAGUAUCAAACACGUAUGGCUAGUGCACUCAUUGAUCGACCACCUCCUCAUUUUGAGCGCACCAUGAGCAAUAAGAGAUUUACCUCUAGAAGUAUGGAUGGAGGAAUGUCAGCUUUGGGUUACAGAAAUCGAACUAUGUCUGAGUCCAGGACUGAGAACAAACGACACACUUUGGCCCACCCCAUUCGAAGUCCAGUCGGAGACUCCUUCAGGAAAGAGAGGCCGAUUCUUCCUCCUGCAGAUUUCAUACAAGCAUACGAGUCGACGCCAGAAUUUAUGCAAUCCUAUGAUAAGCGACCACAUGGUGGAAUACCAGUUUUGCCUAACCUGGAUCAUUUUCGAUCCAAUCAGCAAUCUCCAGAACCUNUCCAUAGCAUCUUCCGAAGCUUUGUAUUUAUUUGCAUGUUCUUCUCUGAAAUCACCCUUUUGCCUGAAUUUUGCAUGUUUGUUGUUGCCUGUGUGUGUUUUGUACCUCUGUUGCACGUGGAACAUUUAUGGGGAAAAAAACACAAGAUAUCACCUAAGAUAGAACCUUAUCAAAACUUUUGGCCUCUGAAUAAAAGCUUGAAACAAUUGCCUACGGAACAAGGAACUUCUAAUAUCAACUCACCAUCUGGAUGUAAGCACUUAACACAGGAAGAAAUUCAAUCCUACUUAUCGUUCCACAAUGAUUCCAAAUCAUCAGCUGAGUCACCCCAACAGAUUUCGAAUAAAAGCAUUUCUUUUCCUCAAAAUGGCAUAAAAAAUUUCACAGCUGCUAAGGAAAGCCACUCCGAAUCUCGUGAAUCCAUAGCAUCUUCCGAAGGUAGUCUGAACGAAUACGAAGUCGAUAGCCCGAGCGACAGAGACAUCUCGAGAGCUGCCUCUCCCAUUGUGCAGAAAGGGCCGCGAAAGAUAACCAUAAAAGCUAACUGUUCAGUUAUAGACGAACCUUACCACGUGCAGUCGCUCGAUCCCUCGCAGGUACUCGUGAACGAAGAAGUACUGCUGAAAUCAUCCAUUGUAACACAACCUAUAGUAUCAGAAUCUACAUCUACUUUCACAACUAUUACCACAACUGAAAGUACUGCCAAUGAUCCAACUUCUCCCGAAAAAUGCAUUACGAAAAAAACCAGUACCACUAGUGAACAAAAAACUGUUCAACAGCAAGUUUCUAAAAGUACAAAAAUUAUUGCCUGUCCUAUUGAAGAGUUACAGUCUGCUAUUGUGAAGACGGAGUCUGUGGUGUAUAAUCCUAACAGCAAGCCAUGUAGUCCUCAAAGCACCACCUAUGUGCCAGUUGUGGAGACAGAAACUUGCAAAGUAUUUUACUCAACAGACGUCCCCCAAUCGCCUGGACUCAACUCUUUCGGUCGCUCCUCCAACCCCUCACCCCUACCUCCUCCUCUGGACACAUCUUUACUGGGAGAAGACAUCCUCAACACCUCAUCUGUAUCUAGCAAAACACGCACAGUAGAAACAAUCACUUACAAAACUGAGAAAGAUGGUGUGAUAGAGACUAGAGUAGAAAAGAAAAUAACAAUUCACAGUGAUGGUGAUCCCAUAGAUCAUGAUCAGGCACUGGCUGAAGCAAUUCACGAAGCCACUCUCAUGAAUCCCAAUUUAACCGUAGAAAAAAUAGAAAUACAACAGCAGCCUCCAAAACAGCCUGUCUAGCAUUUAUAGAAAAGUUUUUAUUAACAAAGAUGGACCAGAAAUCAUUUUUGUGAUGAAGUAUCUAUUUUUAAUAUGUGCUGUGAUUGUGUGAUGUAGAUAGGACGCAUUCCUUGUAAAAUUUUAGUGAUAUUUUAACAUACAUAUUUUAUUAGAAAGAAGAAAAAAAAACAUUCCUCUCUUUAAAUUAACUAAACUAAAUUUGUGAAUAUCUUUUUUUUUUGUUGAAUUUGGUGCUUCAUUAAAAUACUGGAUAUAUAAAGUUCUGCUUACAGAUUCUUAGAAUUAAAACUAAAAAUUUUCAGCUGAAUUUAAAGGAUUUUUCAAAUAGAAAAAUUAGGUUUUGUUUUGCAAAGAGAUAUUUCUUGAUCAAUGUUUCAUUAAAUGUUUCCAUUAUUUAAAGUGAUUCGGUUUAUAAAGCGUGCUGAUUUUUCAAACAGAAAUGUUUAAAAUUUUCUAGAUUAUAUAUUUGUGUUUAGUCUUUCAUUUUUUAAACCUCCAAAAUUCUUUAAAA
Parasteatoda tepidariorum (common house spider) is the source of this 3650-nucleotide messenger RNA. The record is from RefSeq and is a predicted model, not a curated record. NCBI's taxonomy places the organism in Eukaryota, Metazoa, Arthropoda, Arachnida, Araneae, Theridiidae.